AUGGAGAUAGACUCUGGAGGUCAAAGUAAUGAUCCCCCAGCGUCCCCGAUGAUGAAUGGAUCCAGCCAGAAGGAGAGAACAGAAAUUACCAAGAAAUCAAAGGAAUUGAUGGCACCAGCUGUAGCAGACGAAAAGGACGGAACCAUCCAGCGCCAGACCCUGACCAUCGAAAGCCAGGCCCAGCAAAUAAAGGAGCUGACUGAGACCAUGAAAUCAAAGAAAUUGAUGACACCAGCUGUAGCAGACGAAAAGGACAGAACCAUCCAGCGCCAGACCCUGAGCAUCGAAAGCCAGGCCCAGCAAAUAUAG
Messenger RNA from Acanthoscelides obtectus, 309 nucleotides. Lineage: Eukaryota; Metazoa; Arthropoda; Insecta; Coleoptera; Chrysomelidae. The record is from the annotation of a GenBank genome assembly.